AUGACGACCGUUCUCUCACAAGGCCCGGGGCCGAAAGACCUGUCGCGUCAGAUCCUCGAGCAUCAAGCUCCCCAAUACACCUUCACCUUCACGCCCUUCCUCUUCCAAACCUACCGCCACGGUCUCUCUCCAAACCGUCCAACAUGCAAAGCUUACCUCCAGGGGCACUGCCCCUUGGGCCCAUCUUGUCCAGACAAGCAUCCAAGCACGGGCAACCAGUCGAAUUUCAGUAAUAUGGUAUGCAAGCAUUGGCUUAGGGCUUUAUGUAAGAAAGGGGAGAGUUGUGAGUUUUUGCACGAAUACAACCUGAGGAAGAUGCCAGAGUGCAAUUUCUUUGUACGGAAUGGAUACUGCUCUAAUGGAGAUGAAUGUCUCUACCUACAUAUCGACCCCUCCUCCAAGCUCCCACCCUGUCCCCACUACGAAAAGGGGUUCUGUCCUUUAGGACCCAAUUGUUCCAAGAAGCACGUCCGCAAGACCCUAUGCGAAUUCUACCUAGCGGGCUUCUGCCCUGACGGCAAGAACUGUAAGAAAGCGCAUCCACGCUGGCCCACUGAUCUACCAAAACCGACUAUAAGGGUAGAGAGAGAUCCAGAGGAGAUAGCAGAGGAACAAAGACUACUAAGGGAGAAUGCUGAGAGAGAACAUGAGAGGGAACACGAGAAAAACGGAGGCGGUGAAGGCGGCGGGAGAGGAAGAGGCCGAUGGCACGGCGGUGGUGGAUACGGCAGGGGCCGUGGCCAGGGUGAUCAGAGGAGACAACGAGGCCGGGGUCAUUAUUGA
Lachnellula hyalina is the source of this 783-nucleotide messenger RNA. RefSeq names its product mRNA 3'-end-processing protein (gene yth-1). Gene Ontology annotation, molecular function: metal ion binding; RNA binding. The record is from RefSeq and is a predicted model, not a curated record. The transcript is spliced from 2 exons. Lineage: Eukaryota; Fungi; Ascomycota; Leotiomycetes; Helotiales; Lachnaceae. Bases 1 to 783 code for a protein of 260 amino acids.